Messenger RNA from Gavialis gangeticus (Gharial), 1439 nucleotides. RefSeq lists its product as uncharacterized. The record is from RefSeq and is a predicted model, not a curated record. NCBI's taxonomy places the organism in Eukaryota, Metazoa, Chordata, Crocodylia, Gavialidae. The transcript is spliced from 10 exons. The coding region runs from base 309 to 1439 and encodes 376 amino acids.
GCCAGAAUCGAGCGGAGCACAGAUCUGAAAAGUGUUGAGCUCUGUUCUGACUCUCUUUUCAAGAAGUUUCUGUUGAUGGCGUGUUGGUGCAAGCCGGCUUAUCCCUGCUACUGUCCGAUCCCAAGGAGACUUCACUGAGAAGCCUUGGGGCUGUGCUGAAAAACAGUUGUAUUAGUUUUCUUAUUUAUAAGAGGAGCAGCAAUCUGCAGGGCAGCGGUGGCUUAUUUUGAUCGUAGCCAGCCUUAGUUUCACAAGGGGUUCUUCCCCCUGCUGAAUUGUGCGGGGGCCAUUGGGAGCACCAGGAAGAGAUGAGGGUCCUCCAAAAAAGGACUAAGUGCCCUACAAAUACCAACAUCUCUUGCAAGAAGGAAUCUCUCUCUCUGUCUUUCAAGAGUGUUAAUCAUCCGCAACCGCUGCCUGGCAGCAUGGAAGCGAGGGGCGCCGGUCUGAAAACUUAUGCUGAGCAGCAAAGGAGCAAGAAGAAGGCCUGUUCCUCACGCUGCUUGCUGAGAAAAGAAGAGAUUCAGGGAAGAGAACCCGUGUGCCAUGAAGGAGGUGUGGUACAGUUUGAAGACGCACUUCACCCAAGCUGUCUUGGACAGGCUUGGAGGCAACAACCACUGGAGUCCAGCAAUGGGAAACCAUCAAAGGAAGAACAAUCCAAGGCUCACUUCCGAGAAUCCAGCUUAGCCACAAGCUGUCUUCCCAACGUGUUACUGGAUGAGUUGCUGAUGGAGGUUCUCCGAGAUUUGUCCUCUGAUGUCUUCAGAAGUGCUGUGAAGGAUUUUGUUGAUGACUGUUUAGGCAGGGCUGCCAUUUUUGACAGCAUGGAUGAAAUCGUGACGGAGGUGAUUCAGACGAUCUUGCCGCCAUUACCUCGAGAGACUGUGCAAGAGAUGCACUGUGAGGAUAUUCUCGAAGGGAUCAUUUCACAUGUCAUUGUGGAGGACACCACAGCAUUAGCUCACUUGGUCCUUGGUGAAUAUGAUGCCAAGCUGAUUAAACUGCAGCAACACCAGGUUACAGCUUUUGCGAGUAAACAGCUUAUUGACAUAUUUCUUCUGGAGCACUUGAUAGGAACGAUUAGUAUGCACGACCCAGGGUUUUCGGGGAAGGAGCACUCAAGCGUGGUUUUGGCAAGCUGGAUGUUUGAUAUUCUCAUCAGGCAGUUUUUAAGCAUUCAGGAGGUGCAGCAAACUACCUUGGAAAAAGUUCCCCUGGGAGAUUUCCAUCGGAAAGCUUUUACAGAGGUGGCUUUAGAUGUUAUCUUGACCGAACUGAACAAACUGGCAGAGGAAGACAUGGAAGAUCUACUCCGCUAUGAAAGAGGAGUCAAGGCAGAGGCUUUAGAUGUUAUCUUGACCGAACUGAACAAACUGGCAGAGGAAGACAUGGAAGAUCUACUCCGCUAUGAAAGAGGAGUCAAGGCAGAGGUGUGA